AUGAUUGAAAAUAAUGAAACAUCAAGAAACUUUCUUGGGGGUGAGCAAGUACUGAAUUCGAACCAAGUGAUAUUAUGCGGAAAAAUACAAUUAGAAAACGUAAGUUAAUUUUAUUUUUACUCAAUAAUUUUGAUUACAUACUUUAUCUAUGUAUUUUAAAAAUGUAUAUAUAUAUAUACUAUAACGUAUAGUAUGUUUAUGAUUUACAGGAUCCAAACAUGAUCAUAAAAUGCUUGGUCAUACAGUCAUCAAACAUAUCAGAAAUGCUCCACGAAGUAACCUGCAAAUUGUCUAAAGUUAAAAUUAAUGAAGUUUCAUUUAAAUUAGCUAAACAAAAUCUUGCAAACAUUCAGUUGCAUUGUUGUUAUUUAUGAAUAGGUAUAUACUGGAUAAUUGGUUACUCUCAUGAGUAUGUGACACGUAGAAAUUCUAAGUUUCAAAAAUUAAAAAAUUUUUAACUGCUCGAAAUAAUAAUUAUUAAGUUAGUACAUUAUUUAAACUAUUGGCAUCAUUAAAUUAUCUUCAUCUAUGACAAAUAUCUAAAUACAUAAAAGUCCGUGUCCUAGUGGUCAAUAAUCAUUCAUUUAUAAUUGAAAUAAUAAUUUUAAAGAAAUUUUUGUGAAAAAAAAAUCAAUUCAAACUUAUUGAGCUUGAAUAUCUAAUGUUACAUAACCUAUCAUAAUUACUAAGUUAUGUUUUCAUCAACUUUUAACCAUUUUAAUAUGUUUAUAAAAAUUACAUUGGAAAUAUAAAUGAUCUUUCUUCCACAGAUAUUAAGUGCCAAUGGAACAGACUUAAACAACCAUCACUGAAACAAUACAAACCACUACCUAUAAGUAUAUAGUUUGUAAUUUUUGAUCAAAUCAUUUCUUAUAUUACAGAUAAUUUAUUUUGUUUAAAUAAAUUAUUAUCUUAUGUGUUGGGUGACUUUGUUGUGUGAAAUGGCUGACUCCAAGUUCUAAUGUGAAUAUUGUAUCUAACCAGAUUAACUUUAUCAGGUAUGGGUAUUUACCUACAUAUUUAUUUAAUUUAAAUUACAUAUGUUAUUUUGUAAUAGGUAAUUCUAUAUUAGUUCAUUAAUAAAGUUGUGAUUACCUAUUACAUCAUAAUAUAUUAUAAUGUUAUUAAAAAAUCAAUAUAUAAGUAGGUUAUCUAUUGUACAUCUUAUUACAAAAAUCUUUUUAAAUUUUAUACUUUUAAACUUAUUAUAAAUUUUAUUGUAAUUGUUACAUAUUUUUCGAUGGAAAUAUAAAGAAUGCAAAUUAUUUGUACCCGUUUCUUAAUCAUUAUUUAAAACUAAAAUUUAUUUAUUUCACUUUAGAAAUGAGUUCAUCAAAGUGGCUAAAAAAUCGUCUUUAGCAGUGCAUGCCAGAGGUAGAACAUAUACUCUAGAUAUAAAUGAUGAAAAUUUAAAUUCAACAGUUGUAAAUUUAUUCCUUAUAAUUGAUCAUGAGCUCCUAACUAUAGCAGAAGAAUACCUUGUUUUGAACUUAUGAGAUUAUUGAUUAUUGUAUGAAAAUAAUUUUACUAAGUACAGUAUUAUAUUUAUUAGAAUAAAAAGUCUAUAAGACAAAUUUUUUUGGCAUAGCAUAAGGCAAUUCAGAAUAACUAGUAAUAGAUGCUAUCAAUUAUACAUAUAUGGAAAGAGUUAGAGAUCUGAUGAUGAAUGGGCUACUAAAUUUAGCAAGUAUUUUUGGUCACUACCAUUGAGUAAUAAAUUUGUGGAACAUGGUAUCCAAUAUGAAUUAACAGCUAGAGAGUUGUACAUUCAAAAUACUGAAUAUGUUGUAGUAUUAAGAGGUUUAAUUUCAUCUGACAAAGUUCCUUGGAUAGGAUAUUCCCCAGAGGGUGUUAUACUAAAUAAUGAUAAAAUUCCUAUUAAAAUGUUAGAAAUCAAAUGUCCAUUUAAAGGGAGUUCUAUGGGUUUGAUAGACUUAUUAAAUAAUCUUAAUUAUAUUGUUAAAGGUAUUGAAGGUCAAUGGUUACUCAAGAAAAAGCAUGCUUACUGUUGUCAAAUUCAACUAGGUAUGCUUGUUUAA
Messenger RNA from Cinara cedri, 2039 nucleotides. The record is from the annotation of a GenBank genome assembly. NCBI's taxonomy places the organism in Eukaryota, Metazoa, Arthropoda, Insecta, Hemiptera, Aphididae.